This is a messenger RNA of Heterostelium album PN500, 348 nucleotides long. RefSeq lists its product as uncharacterized. Lineage: Eukaryota; Evosea; Eumycetozoa; Acytosteliales; Acytosteliaceae. Bases 1 to 348 code for a protein of 115 amino acids. The record is from RefSeq and is a predicted model, not a curated record. The transcript has a single exon.
AUGAAAUAUCAAAAUAUCAUUUUAGUUUUAGCAGUUUUGGUUGCUCUCUGUGGUGUUUGCUCAAGAGCUAUUGCCGUCAAGGAACAAGAUAGAAAGGUUGGUGACACUGGAACCUACACCAUAAUCGAGUACUACAGUCAAGAUGGUUGUGAUGAAAAUGACUAUGUUUCGAACCAAUCUUGGUUAAAUAAAUCGUGCCAACAAGGUGUCUAUUACUUCUGUACCCCAAAUGACGACACCAUCUUCAAGUACACAUUCCCAACCCAAUAUUGCGACAAUGGAGCACCAAUCAUUGAAUCCAUUAAAGCUGGUUGUAACGGAAAUGUUUCAUACUCCUGUUAUCAUUAA